Alternaria rosae is the source of this 731-nucleotide messenger RNA. RefSeq lists its product as uncharacterized. The transcript is spliced from 2 exons. Lineage: Eukaryota; Fungi; Ascomycota; Dothideomycetes; Pleosporales; Pleosporaceae. The coding region runs from base 194 to 631 and encodes 145 amino acids. The record is from RefSeq and is a predicted model, not a curated record.
UCGAUCAUACGAUGCUGACUGCAGACCCAAGCCAAGAACUACCUCAACUCGCUAAAGCUGAAAGAUAACAUGUAACGUGGUCGCUGUGCUGCCUACAUGAGCAUCGUCAGAUUGCUGUGUCUGUAUUUUGCGAACAGUUGACGUACUUAUCAUCUUACACACGCUGGCAUUGCGCGUGUGGCCCGCCCACGACAUGGAUUCCAAGGAAAGCGAGCAGGCGAAGGAGAUUGCGGCAUCGACCCCAACAUCAUCGAGCACAAAACCGAGUCCAGACCCAGACCUACCAAUAUCCUACGACCCCAAGCCUUCACGUAAGCCACCGCCGCAAUAUGGCAAAACCGCAACUGGAGCACCUGUCAAUCCCCAGACUGCUUCUGCGCUCGCACAAGCGCGUCACACAGGCAGUGGCGUCCCAGCAUCAACCAUCGCCACCCUCCUCGCAGCCCCCGAGCCGGAAAUCAAAGAGAAGAGAUCGCUGCGCGAGCGGUGGAAAGACUGGAAGGAGAGGAAAUCGUAUGACAAGAAUGACGAAGAACCGGUCUGGCAGAUGCGCGGAAGCUCCACGCAAUGGAAUGUUUUUGGUUCACCUGUGAGCGAGGGGAAAAUAGAGAAGGGUAGGCGUCUGAGAUAGGCGUAUCGACUAGGAGCAAUCUUGGUGGGGUAGACGCCGAAUGAUCAGGGCAUAAACCAUGAUGGCCGAUGGUACAUCAUCAUCGUUCCUUCCGCAACAU